Molecule: messenger RNA, 258 nt
Organism: Meloidogyne enterolobii
Lineage: Eukaryota; Metazoa; Nematoda; Chromadorea; Rhabditida; Meloidogynidae
Source: the annotation of a GenBank genome assembly
UGAAUAAUAAUAUUUCAUCAAAAAUUUUAAUUACUUUAAUUCCAAUAAUUUCUAUUUUAAUAAAUAAUUCAAUUAAUGCAGGCAACCAUAGAUUGUGGACAAGACGAAAUCCCGAAGGAAUGCGGAUGUGAUGGAACCUGUGACAAUCCCGAUCCAAUAUGUAUUCAGAGUUGCGAGAAAGAGCCGAAAUGUUUAUGUAAAGAAGGAUUUGUUAGGGAUGGAAAUAAUGAUUGUAUUAGAAAAAGUGGAUGUCCUUAA